AAUUCAACCGCCGCACGAUAAGGCCGUGUCACGGAACAAUCACAUAUGUAACAAUUUUAAUACGUGAAUAUUAAUUACAUUAGAAAAUUUUAUUAAAUAUAUCACAUAACGUUCUAAUUCAAGUAAUUUUUCAUAUAUUUGUUAUAAGUUAUAUCGAAAGUGUAUUACGAAAAAUAAUACGUUUAUUUGUUGUUACUUAUUAGAAUGUAACAAAAUGGAGUCCUGACAAGAAUCACAAAAUGGAUCCGCAAGAACUAGUACCAUUAGAAUCGGGACUUCCCCGUCCUCGAGCGUCCCGUCAAUUCAGCAACAUCAACCGUUCCUGCUACAAGGGACCCCUGAGGAUCUGCCGGCUGAUCCUGCUCAUGAUAGUGCUGCCAUGUUUGUUUAUAUUCAUCCCGCUUUAUAUGAGGUACCGAGUAUUUUCAGGACAGAUCUAUCCCAUGGGUAUGACAGACAUGCGGCUUAUUGACAGCAAGAUAUCCCCGACGUGGUGUCAGAGACAGGUGGUAAAGUCUAAUGCUACCUUCAAUGCCUUCGUUGUCCCUGGGCCUCCGGAGCUGAUGGACGAGCUGGUUCCCGUCUCCAUGGUCCGGGAACUUCAGCUGGAAGAUGACAUGAAGGAAUAUUGGGGCUUCUAUCUUCUACAAGGAUCCACUGUUACCGUUUCGUCUUGUGUCAGAUGGCCGGGUGCCUCCCUCAUCAUGAUCAAAGGCUACAAACACCUCCAGGAGUGCGCGUACAUUGGAGAUGAUUCUUCUGAGGAGCUUGACGAACUGAUAGAAGCUCACAAGCUGGGUCUCCUCUCCAACACAACUCUUCUUGAGAAGCUGACACAACUGAACAAAGAAAAUGGCAAAGCCAACCAUCCGGGUACAAUGAAACGUCACAAGGCUGGCGUUAGCUUCCACGACCCGAGCCAGUCAAACCAGACGACAAACGAUGCAUCAUCAGAAAAAGUGCCCUCCCUUGACAUCACGGACCAUGACCCCAAGGAACUCCGAGCUAUACUGGACUAUCUUCACGAUAUACGAGAAGCAGCGAAGAUAGAGAAGGCGAAGUACUACCAGCCUCCAUCGCACCUGAUGCCGCUACCGGGACUCCACAGGCAUAGAGACACCAACGUUGAUAGAGACGAGAGGAGAUGGAUCUCAUUUAAAGAUAUCGAUGGAAAUAUCAGAGAUAAUGUGACAUCUAGCAGAAAUAUUACAUCAACUGAAACCACGCUCAACAAACCGUUACACCAAGCAUAUAACGAACACACGCACAAGGGCUCCAAGAAUAUAACAAGUGAGAACAGUAUCAGAAGUGACGAGACUCUCGGAAACAAGAAGGUUUAUUUAUCAGACAGGAGAAAUGACACUAAACAAGUGAAGGAGGAUCAAAGCUCCAGAGAAGUGUUUGAAAAUGUUUUGAAGCAGCUUCAAGACUUGGGCGACAGAGGAAAGAGAGUGCUGGUGAAGCUACGCCAAGCCAUGGCAGGUAGUUUAAACGAAUCGUCUUCAGACACGUUGACUGGCAGUGACGAGGAGUUAGAUCACUUGAGACAAGUGUUGGUGGAAGCUAUCGACGAGGAGAAGACCCGAGGAGAGAGACAAAAAAAACGUCGAGAAUCUUUUUCGGAGGCAAGAAACAAAAGAGAAUUGAUGCUGGGCAGCGCCGAGCUGAAGAGACAGCUGACAGAAGACGACGCAGCCAGAGACUACGCCGCUGAGGAGGGUCUGGAGCCGGAUGGGUUCGCGGAUCACCACGAUCAAAUCAACGAGACCACAGCCUUCGACAUGUCCAACUCGGAGUUCUGGUCGUCUUUCUCCAGCAGCGAGGAGGCGUUGCUGGAGUGCGAGGGCCUCAUACUGAACCUGCCCCUCACUCCGCACGCCUCCUGCACCCCGACCGCCUCGGACGAGGACGUUAUGGCGGCGUCAGCGGCCAAUGCACUCACCUACAGGGUGCCAGCUAACGGGUACUAUUUCUUUGUAUUCAAUUCUGAGAACGAAGUUCAGGUCAACCACAUACGGGCGAGGUUUGACCUCCAGAAGACACGAUACGAAGUGACACGCGCCGCGCUACGAGCGUGCACCAACGCGACCAGCCGCUGUGACCUGCCUCUCGAUAUGUUUUCUACUCAGAAGGUUGUUUUAGAGCUUCCUCUGAGGAACAACGAUUCUCUUUGGAACGAACAGUUCGUCAUUGUAUCUGAGUGUGAGCCGCGGACCUCCGUGUACUUGACUUGCGCCAUCGCUGUACCUAUACUCAUAUUAGCGUUUGCGUUUCAGUAAUUUAACACGUCUUUUGUUAAUAUUAAUUAAAACUUGAGGAUUAUUAUCCGUCAAUCAUCAGAAACUAGAUCGUUAUAUAAUAAUAGACAUUACAGGGAUUUUUUAUGUAGUAAAUUGCGUUUUUGUUAUAUUUGUUAAUUUUUUUUCAUCGAAUAUAUCUAAGAUAGCAAACCUCCAGCGGGGAAUGUGUUUUAUACAUCCCUUUUAACACGGGACCAAUGUUUUAGGUAUUAGGGCCACGAAAUAUCACAUGAUGAUAGCCUACCGCCUGCAUCGUGUGCGCUACAAUAUUUUUUAAGGUGCAACAAAUGUUGUUACAGGAUUUAUGUGCCAAUAUUUGUAUGAAACCUUUUUGCAAGAAACGUUAUCUGCUUGACUUAAGAAUGUAUAGGAAAUAUUAAAUGAAAGUAUUUACGAAAUGAUUUAUGAUUAAAAAUAAUCUUAUCAUUUAUUUAAGGUGCCAAUACAUUGUAAGGAAAAUAUAAUAAUAUAUUUUUCCCUGUAUAUUGUUAGUUUUUUUUUAUAUUCAUUGUUUAAAUCACAUAUUAUUGGUUGUGAUGUUACUACGUGUAUAUUAUAUACAAGAAUUUAUAAACUAAUGAAAUUUAUUACAUUUUUGAUAGCUUUAUAAACAAAUUCUUAUAUUUUAGUUGUAAGUUUAUUAUUAAGGAAGAAAAUAUCGAAUUAUUUGUACAUGUUUUUACAUCGGAGGCUGUUGUUGUGAUACUAGUCAUAUCGGAAUAAAAUAAAAAGAUAUUCACAGAAA
Messenger RNA from Danaus plexippus (monarch butterfly), 3045 nucleotides. RefSeq lists its product as uncharacterized. NCBI's taxonomy places the organism in Eukaryota, Metazoa, Arthropoda, Insecta, Lepidoptera, Nymphalidae. The transcript is spliced from 15 exons. The record is from RefSeq and is a predicted model, not a curated record. The coding region runs from base 240 to 2279 and encodes 679 amino acids.